GGCUAUGGAGCUGCAUGGGUACAUGCCCGGGUACUGGUAUCACCAGGCCCGUUGGAAACCCAUGUCCGGGAAAGGGCCCUGGAUUACCAUCAUACUCAACUACGACGGUGGAGAUGAACUGUUACUGAAGAUCAACGUAGAGGGAGCAAAAGAGGGGGAGAUGCGAACUAACCCGAAGCUGCAGGACGCAAUUUCGGAGGCGAGAGAUCGAGCGGAGAGACGCUGUAGACGGGACGGAGUGACGGCAAGGCUACUGAUAACGGUGGCUUACCACGAAACUGAGACCUCGAUGGACACAGCGGACCUGGAACAGGUCCACCAGGACAGAGACUCAGGAGGGGAAAGUGAGAUGAGUGACGCAGAUCGAGAGACGGAUCUCAAGUCAUGGAACAGACCAGUAGAGAUCCAAAGGCAUCACCGGGCCGUAAAGUCGGUGGAGGAGGGACCCGAGGCUAGCUCGAGACACCCGAUGCCCAGAGGCCGUGGGACGGGUGAGAAGCAGAGCACGGGGAAAAGACAGGCCGGAGAAGACGCGAGCGAUGUGCAGGGAGAGCGAACAGAGGUCAACGCGGGUACGCAGAAGUUAAUGAUGUCAACCUCGAGGAAGAAAAAGGGGCUUUUACACGUGUACAGCGGGCGACAGUGAGAGGAUCGUGAGGGAGAGACAACUCCAAGGGACGCCUGUUCCAAAUCAAAAUAAAAGAUUCCU
Chara braunii is the source of this 709-nucleotide messenger RNA. The record is from the annotation of a GenBank genome assembly. NCBI's taxonomy places the organism in Eukaryota, Viridiplantae, Streptophyta, Charophyceae, Charales, Characeae.